AUGAAGAACUCAACGGAAAAUCUCUCAGAGUCCUCCGGAGCUGUUGCUCCGGUUGAUCGGAUCAGCAAUUUACCGGAUUCGAUACUUUUCCAUAUCUUUUCCUUUCUCACUACCGAUUCUGUUGUGGCGACUAGCGCUUUAUCUAAGAGGUGGAAGAGAAGGCAGAUGAACUUCGUGGAGUUCGUUAACAAAGUUCUGAUUGAACUUGAUUCGAGACGCUUGGAGGUAUUUCGUCUCCAAGGGGCCGGACUGGGAGUUACGAAAUGGAUCGAAGCUUGGAGUGAUGGAACCCUGGAAAUAGAUGCGCCUGCCCUGGAAUCCCUCGAGUUAUCUCAUCUCAAAUUGAAAGAAAUCUCGGUAAAGAAGCCAACUUGUUUGAAUGUUGCGAAGCUUGGUUUUCAUGGGUAUCCUAAUGGUGAAGAACUUUUUACUAAAUGGUGCAAUUGGAUGGUGAAGUUGGUUGAAGUUGUCAACCAUAUUAACCCAUCUGGAAAUCAGAGAUGUGGAUAUUUUCAUUGGACUUCAGUGAGUGUUAUGCUUGACUCCUCAAUCAAUCUGAAAGUCCUAAAAUUUGAAAAGCUUCAAUGGGGUGGGACUGUUCCCCAGGAAGGUUGGGUGAACCCUAAAAACAUUCCUAAAUGUUUGUCAUCCAGUCUCGAAGAACUUUCAUUCGUUGGAUUCAGCGGCCAUCAUGAAGAUGAGAUGACAGUGAUAAGGUAUGUCCUUGAGCACGGUGAUGUGAUGAGAAGAAUUGAACUCGAGUCUGCUGAUAAAUGCAUCGAGUCCUGUCACGAAUGCCCCGAGCAAAAGAUAAUAUUGUUAGGAAAGAUACUAAUGUUUCCUAGAUCUUCCCGAACUUGUGCAGUCCAAUUUGAUUCAGUCCAAUUUCAUGCAUCUCCUUACAAUUCUUAG
Oldenlandia corymbosa var. corymbosa is the source of this 912-nucleotide messenger RNA. The record is from the annotation of a GenBank genome assembly. NCBI's taxonomy places the organism in Eukaryota, Viridiplantae, Streptophyta, Magnoliopsida, Gentianales, Rubiaceae.